Clunio marinus is the source of this 2021-nucleotide messenger RNA. The record is from the annotation of a GenBank genome assembly. NCBI's taxonomy places the organism in Eukaryota, Metazoa, Arthropoda, Insecta, Diptera, Chironomidae.
UGCGAGUAAAGUCGACGGUGAGAAGAUCAAAAAAUUGAAGUUUUCAAAUACUAAAUACGAAACAUUAUGUCAUUUAAAUUCUAUUUUCUUGUCUUUUGGGAUUGUCUUAAAACAUUUUUUGUUUCAUGCGGAUUAAUUUGUCUUGAAAGUAAAAAAUUAUUCUUUUAUAAACGUAAAGAUGUUCGAGGAAAACUUGCAUUGAUAACAGGAGGUGGUCAUGGAUUGGGUCGUGGAAUCAGUUUAAGAUUAGCAGAGCUGGGAUGUAGAAUUGUAAUUGCUGAUGUGAAUUUGGAAGCAGCUGAAAAGACAUGCAAAGAAAUAAGGGACAAGGGCGUGCAAGCCAAAGCAUAUAAAGUCAAUGUCACCAAAGCAAAUGAAAUAGAAAAACUUCGAGAUAAUGUUUUCAAUGAUCUUGGCGCAGUUGAUAUUUUGAUUAACAACGCUGGUUUGAUGUCGAAUUCCAAUCUGGACGAAACUCCAGAGAACAUUGAAACUAUGCUUAAAGUUAAUGUUCUGGGACCGAUUCUGGUGACAAAAUGUUUUUUGGAUCAAAUGAAAGAACGUCGUAACGGUCAUAUUGUGUGCAUAGCAUCUAUGUCUGGAAUUAUAUCAACUCCCCACAAUAUCCCGUACACUGCCAGCAAGUUUGGAGCAUAUGGUUUUAUGUCGGCAUUGGAAGAAAACUUGAGAAUAAAACAAUGGAGAAAAUAUAUAAAAACUACGACUAUUUGUCCUUACUUCAUCAAAACAAGAGAAGACAUUGUCGACUUUUUAAAUUCCGAAAUUAGAUUUCCAGCACUCGAAACUAAAGAAGCGGCUUAUGAAACUGUUGAAGCAAUCUUGAGAGAAGAUCGUGUCGUUGCAAUACCGGGAUAUCAAAAACCAUUGUGCAAGUUUCUUAAUUUAUUCCCUUUAAGUGUUCAAGAAGCUGCACGAGAUAGAAUUUUGAGAGAAUUCGAUUUUACAAAUCCCAACUUUCUUAAGGGAAUGGCUUGGUAUGAGAUUCCAAACACAACAACCUUCUCGAUCUAUUUUACUUUGGCUUUUGGAGUUGUUACAAUAAUUUUCGUGUUUUGUUUAUGGGUCAAAGCAACAUGUGGAAUGUUCACAUCGAGUGUUCGAAUGGAUGGGAAAACAGUUUUAAUCACUGGAGCAAACAGUGGAAUUGGUAAAGAAACUGCACGAGAUUUAGCAAAACGUGGUGCUCGUAUCAUCAUGGCAUGUAGAACUAUGGAUACUGCAUAUGAAGCUCGUGAUGAAAUUAUCAAACAAACUGGAAAUGAAAAUAUCUUAAUAAAAAAACUUGAUUUAAGCUCACAAAAAUCAGUUCGAGAUUUUGCAGCUGAGAUUAUGAAGACAGAGAAAAGAAUUGAUGUGCUAAUUCAUAAUGCGGGUUAUGCAAAUACAUUCCACAAAGCUAAAUCCGUGGAUGGUAUCGAACUUUCCAUGGCAACAAAUCAUUAUGGACCGUUUUUAUUGACACAUUUGCUGAUUGAUCUCUUGAAAAAGUCAGCACCAUGUCGUAUUGUGGUUGUGGCAUCAGGAUGGUAUCGCUUAGCUAGACUUAAUUUGAAGAAACACUUGAAUCAAUUAGAUGGCCUACCAGGUUAUUUAUAUUACGUAUCAAAGAGCGCGAAUAUCAUGUUCGCUAUGGAAUUGGCGAAACGUUUACAAGGAACUGGAAUCACUGUUAAUUCUCUUCAUCCCGGUGUGAUUGAUUCAGGAAUUUGGAGAAAUGUUCCAUUUCCAUUGAGCAUUGGACUCGCUAUAUUAAACUAUUGCUUGUUUAAGACAGUUGUGGAAGGUGCGCAAACAACAAUAAUGCUUGCUUGUUCUGAAGAACUAAAUGAUGUGACUGGAAAAUAUUUCUCCGAUUGCAAAGAAUCCGAACUUCAACCUUACGUUACGAAUUCGGAAGAUCAUAAACGUUUAUGGGAUGAAUCUAUAAAAAUGAUUAAACUCACCGACACUGACCCAAAAAUCUAAUUUUUGGUUUUUGUCAUUAAGAAACUCUCCCAAUU